Messenger RNA from Musca domestica (house fly), 712 nucleotides. Its product is annotated as serine protease inhibitor Kazal-type 2. Gene Ontology annotation, molecular function: protein binding. Lineage: Eukaryota; Metazoa; Arthropoda; Insecta; Diptera; Muscidae. The record is from RefSeq and is a predicted model, not a curated record. The transcript has a single exon. Bases 373 to 591 code for a protein of 72 amino acids.
AGUCUAAUGCUAGUCGGGGGUAAAGGGAUGCAGACAAUAAAAACAACAAAAAUCGUAAUUAAGCCCAACCACCAGAAAUGUUCCAUACCCCUCACACGCAAGGUUCUACCCCGCAAUGCCAAUCCAAAUGAUACAACAGAACCAAAAUACCCCUUCGCUCUAUGAAUGAUCGCAUACAUAUGUACGAGUAAGUUUCAAAAUCACCACAAGAUAAGAUAGACACGUCAAUACGCUCGGCGGCGCAGUUCUAUUUCAACAACGACAGAUAUCGAUUAUCAAGGAAAGCAAUCGCCUGUGGUUUGGCUCUUCCAUGAGUUAGUUAGCUCGCAUAUUCGAAACGCUGAAGAUACCCAGAGAGUGAACAAAAGCGAAAUGAAGUUCCUACAUCUUAUCUUAGCUUUGGUCUUGGCGAUCUGCGCCUUCAACACACAACCUGCCAGUGCGGAAUUGUGCCCAUGUCCACGCAACUAUGACCCUGUCUGUGGCUCCAAUUUGGUGACCUAUUCGAACCGCUGCGAAUUCGAGUGUUCGAAACGUGAAGUGGAACGCAGUGGACGCAGUUUGGGUUUGGCACGUUCAGGCCCAUGCUAAGGAGAUACCGACCAGUGGAUAAAGAAAGUGUAUUUUUUCCAAAUUAAAAACAUUAUUGGCAAUAAAAAAAUUAAUAUUAAUUGUGAUUUUUACGUAAACAAAUAAAUCAAAUGUAAUCAAA